Vicia villosa (hairy vetch) is the source of this 909-nucleotide messenger RNA. RefSeq lists its product as uncharacterized. The record is from RefSeq and is a predicted model, not a curated record. Lineage: Eukaryota; Viridiplantae; Streptophyta; Magnoliopsida; Fabales; Fabaceae. The transcript has a single exon. The coding region runs from base 1 to 909 and encodes 302 amino acids.
AUGCGAAUGUUAGCAUAUGGUGUUGCAGCAGAUGCGGUCGAUGAGUACAUCAAAAUAGGAGGUACUACAGCAUUGGAGUGCUUACGUAGAUUCUGUAAAGGAAUCAUACGCUUGUACGAGCAAGUGUAUUUGAGAGCACCAACCCAAGAUGACCUGCAAAGAAUACUGCAUGUUAGUGAAAUGCGGGGGUUCCCAGGGAUGAUUGGGAGUAUUGACUGCAUGCACUGGGAGUGGAAAAAUUGUCCUAAAGCAUGGGAAGGACAAUUUACUAGAGGGGAUAAGGGAACCACCACAGUUAUUCUUGAAGCAGUUGCAUCUCAUGACCUAUGGAUCUGGCAUGCCUUUUUUGGAUGUCCGGGAACGUUGAACGAUAUAAACGUUCUAGACCGGUCACCAGUGUCUCCAAGUGUGAAUUUCUUUGUGAAUCAACGUCCAUAUAAUAUGGCAUACUAUCUAGCUGAUGGUAUCUACCCUUCUUAUCCAACUUUCGUCAAAUCGAUUAGACUUCCUCAAAGUGAACCCGAUAAAUUAUUUGCAAAAUUUCAGGAGGGAUGUCGGAAGGACAUCGAACGUGCAUUUGGAGUGCUCCAAGCUCGAUUUAAAAUCAUCCGUGAACCAGCUCGCUUGUGGGACAUAGCUGAUUUGGGUAUCAUCAUGAGGUCAUGCAUCAUAUUACAUAAUAUGAUUGUUGAGGAUGAACGAGAUUCAUAUUCUCAACGUUGGACCGAUUUUGAGCAAUCUGGGGAAAGUGGAUCUAGUGCACCACAACCAUACUCGACCGAGGUGUUACCCGCUUUUGCAAAUCAUGUGCGUGCUAGAUCAGAGUUCCGUGAUCCAAAUGUUCAUCAAGAAUUGCAAGCCGAUCUAGUGAAGCACAUAUGGACAAAGUUUGGAAUGUUCCGUGAUUGA